CUCCACAAGCUGCUGACUGACCUGCCUGAUGACAUGCUGUUUCUUCUUCUCUAGCUCCACAAGCUGCUGACUGACCUGCCUGAUGACAUGCUGGAGGACAGCAGAGACUCCUCCUCUCCGGAGCUGGACUGCUCUCCCCGUAGCAAUCCAGACACACGUAACAGGUAAGGUUAUUUACAGUGGGGAAAAAAAGUAUUUAGUCAGCCACCAAUUGUGCAAGUUCUCCCUCUUAAAAAGAUGAGAGAGGCCUGUAAUUUUCAUCAUAGGUACACGUCAACUAUGACAGACAAAUUAAGAAAAAAAAAUCCAGAAAAUCACAUUGUAGGAUUUUUGAUGAAUUUAUUUGCAAAUUAUGGUGGGAAAUUAGUAUUUGGUCACCUACAAACAAGCAAGAUUUCUGGCUCUCACAGACCUGUAACUUCUUAUUUAAGAGGCUCCUCUGUCCUCCACUCGUUACCUGUAUUAAUGGCACCUGUUUGAACUUGUUAUCAGUAUAAAAGACACCUGUCCACAACCUCAAACAGUCACACUUCAAACUCCACUUUGGCAAAGACCAAAGAGCUGUCAAAGGACACCAGAAACAAAAUUGUAAACCUGCACCAGGCUGGGAAGGCUGAAUCUGCAAUAGGUAAGCAAAUUGGUUUGAAGAAAUCAACUGUGGGAGCAAUUAUUAGGAAAUGGAAGACAUACAAGACCACUGAUAAUCGCCCUCGAUCUGGGGCUCCACGCAAGAUCUCACACCGUGAGGUCAAAAUGAUCACAAGAACGGUGAGCAAUAAUCCCAGAACCACACGGGGGGACAUAGUGAAUGACCUGCAGAGAGCUGGGACCAAAGUAACAAAGCCUACCAUCAGUAACACACUACGCCGCCAGGAACUCAAAUCCUGCAGUGCAAGACGUGUCCCCCUGCUUAAGCCAGUACAUGUCCAGGCCCGUCUGAAGUUUGCUAGAGUGCAUUUGGAUGAUCCAGAAGAGGAUUGGGAGAAUGUCAUAUGGUCAGAUGAAACCAAAAUAGAACUUUUUGGUAAAAACUAAACUCUUUGUGUUUGGAGGACAAAGAAUGCUGAGUUGCAUCCAAAGAACACCAUACCUACUGUGAAGCAUGGGGGUGGAAACAUCAUGCUUUGGGGCUGUUUUUCUGCAAAGGGACCAGGACGACUGAUCCGUGUAAAGGAAAGAAUGAAUGGGGCCAUGUAUCGUGAGAUUUUGAGUGAAAACCUCCUUCCAUCAGCAAGGGCAUUGAAGAUGAAACAUGGCUGGGUCUUUCAGCAUGACAAUGAUCCCAAACACACCACCCGGGCAACGAAGGAGUGGCUUCGUAAGAAGCAUUUCAAGGUCCUGGAGUGGCCUAGCCAGUCUCCAGAUCUCAACCCCAUAGAAAAUCUUUGGAGGGAGUUGAAAGUCCGUGUUGCCCAGUGACAGCCCCAAAACAUUACUGCUCUAGAGGAGAUCUGCAUGGAGGAAUGGGCCAAAAUACCAGCAACAGUGUGAGAAAACCUUGUGAAGAAUUACAGAAAACGUUUGACCUGUGUCAUUGCCAACUAAGGGUAUAUAACAAAGUAUUGAGAAACUUUUGUUAUUGACCAAAUACUUAUUUUCCACCAUAAUUUGCAAAUAAAUUCAUAAAAAAUCCUACAAUGUGAUUUUCUGGAUUUUUUUUGCUCAUUUUGUCUGUCAUAGUUGACGUGUACCUAUGAUGAAAAUUACAGGCCUCUCAUCUUUUUAAGUGGAAGAACUUGCACAAUUGGUGGCUGACUAAAUAUUUUUUUUCCCCACUGUAUAUUUAUUUAUUCAGCCAGAGACCGAGAUGAAAUGGAGGGGGGAGUAGCAGCAGAGGGGGGAGUGGGGAAGGGGGAUGGGGAGAGUAGGAGUAGAGGUGGGGUCAGGGUUCGUUCCCACGCUUAGGGUGUAGUAUAGGUAUACCAGGCGGUGGUGUUACCCAGUAGACCAGCCUCGGGCACAAGACACACAUUUUGAAUGUUGGUACAUUUAGGCUAGCAGCCAUCAUGGGAUAACGCAGAACACACAUUUCCAUUGGACAUUCAUGGAUACUAACCUGUGCCCCCGCACAUUGACUGUACCGGUACCCCCUGUAUAUAGCCUCCCUACUGUUAUUUCACAUUGACUCUGUACCGGUACCCCCUGUAUAUAGCCUCCCUACUGUUAUUUCACAUUGACUCUGUACCGGUACCCCCUGUAUAUAGCCUCCCUACUGUUAUUUCACAUUGACUGUACCGGUACCGCCUGUAUAUAGCCUCCCUACUGUUAUUUCCCAUUGACUCUGUACCGGUACCCCCUGUAUAUAGCCUCCCUACUGUUAUUUCACAUUGACUCUGUACCGGUACCCCCUGUAUAAAGCCUCCUUACUGUUAUUUCCCAUUGACUCUGUACCGGUACCCCCUGUAUAUAGCCUCCCUACUGUUAUUUCACAUUGACUCUGUACCGGUACCCCUGUAUAAAGCCUCCUUACUGUUAUUUCACAUUGACUCUGUACCGGUACCCCCUGUAUAUAGCCUCCCUACUGUUAUUUCACAUUGACUCUGUACCGGUACCCCCUGUAUAUAGCCUCCCUACUGUUAUUUCACAUUGACUCUGUACCGGUACCCCCUGUAUAUAGCCUCCCUACUGUUAUUUCACAUUGACUCUGUACCGGUACCCCCUGUAUAUAGCCUCCCUACUGUUAUUUCCCAUUGACUCUGUACCGGUACCCCCUGUAUAUAGCCUCCCUACUGUUAUUAGAUGAGUUGUACGUUUUUGUAUUGAUGAUCAUUCCAUACACCUCAGUAGGACUUAUCGUUUUGUAUUGAUGAUCUUCUACAGAUCACAAUCAGGCUAUCGUUUGUAUGAUGAUCACCAUACAAAGACUUAUCGUUUUGUAUGAUGUCCCAGAUCACACAAACACCUGCCUCUCAUGAGAGAUGUAAGAGUUUCAACAACCCAAGAAACAACGAAUGGUCCGAUCACCAAACACCUGCCUCUCAUGAAGAAGUAAGAGUUUCAACAACCCAAGACUUCCCUUGUCAGUUGUUGAAUGUGACGUUGUGUGUUCAUAUCGAGAUCUUGAGAUAAGUGUUAUAUAAGAUAUGUGUUAUAUCGGGUGACGUGUUAUGCCAACACCAUAUUUUUAAAGGGAAACCAAUAUUGUCCCUGUCCUUUGCAGAACAAUGAGGAAUAUGACCAACCACGGCUCCUACCAUGAGUACCCCUACGAAGAGGUUGCUGGGGUUGGGCAGAUCAACAGCCAUGCUAACCAUGCCAGUGUCCCCCAACAGGGCCACCCUCCUAUACCCCAGCCUAAGGCCUGGAACCAGCGAGGACUGACUGAGUACCAGCAUGUACGUCAUGUUUUUAACUCGAACUGGCCUAAUAAAACAUCAAGCCUAGUCCUGGACUCAAAAUGAUAUUCUCCAUUGAAAGUGCUUCUUAGGCUUGAUCUGUGUCUGGGAAACCGGCCCCAAGGUUUUUUUUUAAAUUAUGAGCGAGAGACGUGACUAUUCUCUUCCAAUGCAGCCCUUAUGAUUUUUGGUUGCAACUCAAGUCACAUGGGUUUUAACAACAACUUCAUCUCCCCUCCGAACAGGAGCACCAACAUUAUAGCCAUGGUGAAGGUUACACGUACACCAGCGUGGGUACCGAGCAGUCUGCAGCAGCCGGUCCUGAUUUCUCCACGGAGGAGGCGGGGUAUGGAGAUGAGCUGUACCCACGUGGCGCUGUUCUCCCUGGGGUGGAGUACCAAGUAGUGGGGGGGGGACAGAGGGACGAGGAGAGCUACGCCGGUGGGGAUCAGAACAACACCAGGAAGCACGUCCAAGUGAGUGGGGUCAUAUUUUAUUUUUAUUUUUUACUUCAACAAGAUUUUGAUGAGAGUAGAUGUUGUUGUUGUUUUUUUCAUGUUUUUAUGGACAGUAAUGUGACUGUAAGAAAUCUGGCAUUAAACUCAAUUAGAAUCUUGUUACCAGUAAUAAUAAUGCAUUGAUAUCAUCAAUCAUUAUUCGAUAGUCUCUGGGCUGAUCAAAUUGAUUUAUUGUCUCACCGUUGUUAUGUUGUCCUCCUGUAGAACUUUGACAGUGGCGGAUCAGGAGACCAUUAUAAGGCCAGCUACAACCCCUACCAGCCUGCUAGCCAGACCAAGAUGUUCAACUCCGAGGUCCCUCACCAGCACCUUGACGACCACUAUGACCAGCUGCAGAGAGACUUCCUGGACUCAGCACAGAGUGAGUCUUUUCACAUUGUCUUGGUUGGAUGUUCAUGAUCUUCUCACAAAGUUGGCCAAAAGAAUUACAUUUAAAAAAAAUUUUUUAAGUUGUUCCGAUAUUUACUUGGACGGAUCGAAAAAUUUGACCGGUUAUGUUGUUAUUGUUGUUGUUGUUCUUCAUGGCUUGCUUAUUUGAUGUUUAUUGAUAAGGUAGGAGAUUCAUCCUCAUUUUUUUGUUCCACGUGUCCCAGGUACUGCAGACGCUCAGCAGCUGGCCCAGCUCCAGAUCCUGAACCAGGCCCACCUGAGACAGAUCGAAGACCUGGAGCAGAAACUGGAGGAUUCAAGACGCAACAUGAGAUACCUGGAGCAUCAGUUUGCCAUCGUGAGAGGUAUGUGGAUACUGGGAAACCAUAUGCUAGUCUACUGUCCCACUUCAUGAACUGUCAUGCGCAUGUGUAGUGGAAGUGAAAACUCACCCAUAACAUGUUGGCUGGUGACAUUCACCUUCCCUUAGAUCUGAAACCUAAAGCCAACUGACACUCACGGAUUGACGGACUAGUCUCUUGCUCUGUUGGCUAAGAGGGUUAGCUUUGAGUGGUGUGUUUUUUUGGGGCAGAUGGUUGUGAGUUCCAGCCCAUCUCAUGGCAGAACCGAAUGCACUCUGUUAUACAUGAAUAGCUAGAUGUUCCUCUCCCCCCCCCAGAUGAGAAGGAGGGUCUGGUGGUGAGUCUGAAGGAGUCCAACAGAGUGACGGAGGAGGCCAAGGAGAGAGAGGUGCUGCUGCAGACUAGCGUUAAGUCUUUGGAGCUGCGGGUCCAGGCGCUCACUGACCGAGAUCAUGAGGUACGGUUUAUGUCAGUUGACGUUACCAUGACGAUAAUGGAUUUUGGGGGUUGUAGAACACCCUGCGCUUGAUGGGAGACUUGUAUUCAAAUUCUAGUCGGUUGGAUUGGAACGUUGUCCUAGGGCUGUGGCGGUCAUGACGUUUUGUCAGCCAGUUAUUGUCAUGCGGAUGGAUUACUGCCGGUCUCACGGCAAUUGACCGUUAAUGAACAUAAACACGUUUAGCAUCUCCAGGCCCCCCAUGCAUACAAGCCACUGAUGUGCGCUAUAAUAUACACAAUCACAACAAAUCCGUUAUUUACAGUGCCUUCGGAAAGUAUUCAGACCUCUUGACUUUUUCCACAUUUUGUUACGUUACAGCCCUUAUUCUAAAAUGGAUUAAAUAAGAACAUUUCCUCAGCAAUCUACUCGCAAUACCCCAUAAUGACGAAGCGAAAACAGGUUCUUUAGAAGUUUUUCAAAAUGUAUAAAAAAACAGAAAUACCUUAUCUGCAUAAGUAUUCAGACCCUUUGCUAUGAGACUCGAAAUUGAGCUCAGGUGCAUCCUGUUUCCAUUGAUCAUCCUUGAGAUGUUUUUACAACUUGAUUGGUGUCCAUCUCUGGUAAAUACAAUUGAUAGGACAUGAUUUGGAAAGGCACACACCUGUCUAUAUAGGGUCCACACCUGUCUAUACAGUUGACAGUGCAUAUCAGAGCAAAAACCAAGCCAUGAGGUCGAAGGAAUUGUCCGUAGAGCUCCAAGACAGGAUUGUGUCGAGGCACAGAUCUGGGGAAGGCUACCGAAACAUUUCUGCAGGAUUGAAGGUCCCCAAGAACACAAUGGCCUCCAUCAUUCUUAAAUGGAAGAAGUUUGGAACCACCAAGACUCUUCCUAGAGCUGGCCGCCCGGCUAAACUGAGCAAUUGGGGGAGAAGGGCCUUGGUCAGGGAGGUGACCAAGAAUCCGAUGGUCACUCUGACAAAGCUCCAGAGGUCCUCUGUGGAGAUGGGAGAACCUUCCAGAAGGACAACCAUCUCUGCAGCACUCCACCAAUCAGGCCUUUAUGGUAGAGUGGCCAGACGGAAGCCACUCCUUAGUAAACGGCACGACAGCCCGCUUGGAGUUUGCCAAAAGGCACCUAAAGGACUCUCAGACCAUGAGAAACAAGAUUCUCUGGUCUGAUGAAACCAAGGUUGAACUCUUUGGCCUGAAUGCCAAGCGUCAUGUCUGGAGGAAACCUGGCACCAUCCCUACGGUGAAGCAUGGUGGUGGCAGCAUCAUGCUGUGGGGAUGUUUUUCAGUGGCACGGGACUAGGAGACAAGUCAGGACCGAGGCAAAUUACUGAGAGCUGGGUAGGCUACUCCGGUUUUUAUAGCGAAGCAGCUGAGAAAUCAUUAUAGUAGCAGCUGGGAUCCUCUUCUUUUUUGUGGCAACCAUUAAAACUCUACUUUCACAUGGGAUCGCAUAUAGAAAUGUCUGGGCUUAUAAGAACACUUAUUUCACUUCACACAUCAACCACUGUUUGAGGAGCAGCCUCUCGCUGCGCUACAGGUGAUUAUAUUCCGCCCAAACUCUGUAUGCCUUUUGGCUCUCCAACCCUGUUCCUGCUGCUACCCAGUGUUUAAUUUGGGAAACCAAGUGAAAUCUGUUCGGUAACAUGUUUUCACAACGAAACAUAUUUAAUUAAACUGAUAACAGGCCCUAUCUCUGCGUACCCAAGAAUGAAAUGAAAGGGAGAGAGGAGGAGAUGGAAACGCACGGUGGUGAGAUUCUGUAGCUAAAAGGUAAUGUGUUAGCCGAUUUUUUUUUUUUUUUUAAUUAUUAUGAAAAUAUACAAAAAUGCCCUAUUACUAAGCUAUUUAAAAUCAAAUACAAAUUCACGAUUGUAGGGCUAACUGUAAGCAGCCCUGCACAAUCAAUGAACCAACAGCAUGGCCUCGGCCGAUACGUUCUCUCCCAGACGCAUGGAUAGACAUUUUGGAGCGUAGCAUAAGGUAACCAGGCCAUCCAUUAUGCAUACUAAUACAGUAUCAAAAUUUUUUUCUUGAAUCUAUGUUUUUUUAAUGUUUUUCUGUCGUGCGUAAUAUGCGGUAGGCUAUUGCAUUGUAUAACGACACAAUCAUUAUUUUAAAUAUUUUUAUUUUUUACUUGCCCUAUGAGUAUUCAUAAGCUCUAAUAUGCAUAUGGAUGUUCUACAUGCAACGUCUUAAAUGUUUUAAAAUUAAUCAUCACCUUAGAAAGCGCUGUCCAUUUUGUUGUUUUAGUUUUUAAACAACAUCCACAGCGACCGUGUUUUCCACUCAGUUUCAACCUGUUGAACUUUUUUUUUCUUUCUUUCAAAUUGAUCAAUCACAGUGAGGUCAAACAAUGUAGCCUGACGGUGACUUUUAAAAGCAUGAUACUGUUUUGAUGAUAAGUGUUUGAUGUGGUUUUCGAUUGCAUUUGCAUUGACGUCAGAGUGGUUAGAGGGACAAUGGGAGCCCUGAGUACCAGGCAGUUAGCGACCAGAUGGUUAGAGGAACAAUGGAGCCCUGAGUACCAGGCAGUUAGCGACCUGAUGGUUAGAGGGACAAUGGAGCCCUGAGUACCAGGCAGUUAGCGACCUGAUGGUUAGAGGGACAAUAGAGCCCUGAGUACCAGGCAGUUAGCGACCUGAUGGUUAGAGGAACAAUGGAGCCCUGAGUACCAGGCAGUUAGCGACCUGAUGGUUAGAGGAACAAUGGAGCCCUGAGUACCAGGCAGUUAGCGACCUGAUGGUUAGAGGAACAAUGGAGCCCUGAGUACCAGGCAGUUAGCGACCUGAUGGUUAGAGGAACAAUGGAGCCCUGAGUACCAGGCAGUUAGCGACCUGAUGGUUAGAGGAACAAUGGAGCCCUGAGUACCAGGCAGUUAGCGACCUGAUGGUUAGAGGAACAAUGGAGCCUGAGUACCAGGCAGUUAGCGACUGAUGGUUAGAGGAACAAUGGAGCCCUGAGUACCAGGCAGUUAGCGACCUGAUGGUUAGAGGAACAAUGGAGCCUGAGUACCAGGCAGUUAGCGACCUGAUGGUUAGAGGAACAAUGGAGCCCUGAGUACCAGGCAAGUUAGCGACCUGAUGGUUAGAGAGAACAUGGAGCCUGAGUACCAGGCAGUUAGCGACCUGAUGGUCUUAAGUGAGUUGAGUACUACCAACGCAUGUCCAGAGUGCAAAAGGGGAGAUUAUCAUGACUCAACGGUCAUGUCGAAUUUGACAGCAGUCAUGACUCAUGACUUCCCUUGUGGCAGUAAUACGGUCACCGCAACAACCCUAGUUGUAGACCAGGGUUCCAACCCUGUUCCUGGAGAGCUACCCUCCUGUAGGUUUUAACUCCAACCCUGUUCCUGGAGAGCUACCCUCCUGUAGGUUUUAACUCCAACCCUGUUCCUGGAGAACUACCCUCCUGUAGGUUUUCACUCCGACCCCGUUCCUGGAGAGUUACCCUCCUGUAGGUUUUCACUCCGACCCCGUUCCUGGAGAGCUAACCUCCUGUAGGUUUUCACUUGACUUUUUCCAAGUUUUGUUGUGUUACGGGCCAAAUUUAAAAUUGAUUAUGGUGUACACUCAAUACACCAUAAUGUCAGUGUUUUUUAAAACAUUUUUACAAAGUAAUUAAAAGCUGAAAUGUCUUGAGUAUUCAACCCCUUUGUCAUGGCAAGCCUAAAUAAGUUCAGGAGUAAAAAUGUGCUUAACAAGUCACAUAGGAAGUUGCAUGGACUCACUCUAUGUGCAAUAAUAGUGUUUAACAUAAUUUUUGAAUGACUACAUUUGACAUUUUAGUCAUUUAGCAGACGCUCUUAUCCAGAGUGACAUACAGGAGCAAUUGGGGUUAAGUACCUUGCAACAGAUUUUUCACGUAGUCGGCUCAGAGAUUCGAACCAGCAACCUUACGAUUACUGGUCCAAUGCUCUUAAACACUUGGCUACCUGAUUACCCCAUCACUGUACCCCACACAUACAAUUAUCUGAAAGGUCCCUCAGUCGAGCAGUGAAUUUCAAACACAGAUUCAACCACAAAGACCAGGGAGGUUUUCCAAUGCCUAUUGGUAGAUGGGUAAAAAUGAAGAAAAAAAAAGCAGACCUUGAGUAUCCCUUUCAGCAUGGUGAAGUUAUUAAUUACACUUUGGAUGGUUUAUCAAUACACCCAGUCGCUACAAAGAUACAGGCGUCCUUCCUAACUCAGUUGCCGGAGAGGAAGGAAACCACUCAGGGAUUUCACCAUGAGGCCAAUGGUGACUUAAAAACCGUUACACAGUUCAAUGGCUGUGAUAGGAGAAAACUGAGGAUGAAUCAACAACAUUGUAGUUACUCCACAAUACUAACCUAAUUGACAGAGUGAAAAGAAGGAAGCCUGUACAGAAUACAAAAAUUCAAAAAAAUUCAUCCUGUUUGCAACAAGGCACUAAAGUAAUACUGCAAAAAAUGUGGCAAAGCAAUUCACUUUUGGCCUGAAUACAAAGUGUUAUGUUUGGGGCAAAUCCAAUACAACACAUUACUGAGUACCACUCUUCCAUAUUUUCAAGCAUAGUGGUGGCUGCAUCAUGUUAUGGGUAUGCUUGUAAUCAUCAAGGACUGGGGAGUUUUUCAGGAUAAAAAAUAAACAGAAUGGAGCUAAGCACAGGCAAAAUCCUAGAGGAAAACCUGGUUCAGUCUGCUUUCCACCAGACACUGGGAGAUGAAUUCACCUUUCAGCAGGACAAUAACCUCAUUUCGAAAAGAAUAAUGGGCAAAUAUUGCACAAUCCAGGUGUGGAAAGCUCUUAGAGACUUACCCAGAAAGACUCAUAGCUGUAAUCGCUUCCAAAGGUGCUUCUACAAAGUAUUGACUCGGGUGUGAAUACUUAUGUAAAUGAGAUAUUUCUGUAUUUUAUUUUCUGUAUUUUAUUUAAAUGUGCAAACAAUUAUAAAAACAUGUCUUCACUUCAUCAUUAUGGGGUAUUGUGUGUAGAUGGGUGAGAAAUAAAAAUCUAUUUAAUCCAUUUUUAAUUCAGGCUGUAACACAACAAAGUGGAAUAAGUCAAGGGGUAUGAAUAGUUUCUGAAAGCGCUGUUACUAACCUGAUUCAGCUCAUCAAUCAGCUAAUUAUUAGAAUCCGGUGCGCUAGAUUAGGGUUGGAGUGAACCUACAAGAGGGUAGCUCUCCAGGAACAGGGUUGGAGUGAACCUACAGGAAGGUAGCUCUCCAGGAACAGGGUUGGAGUGAACCUACAGGAGGGUAGCUCUCCAGGAACAGGGUUGGAGUGAACCUACAGGAGGGUAGCUCUCCAGGAACAGGGUUGGAGUGAACCUACAGGAGGGUAGCUCUCCAGGAACAGGGUUGGAGUGAACCUACAGGAAGGUAGCUCUCCAGGAACAGGGUUGGAGUGAACCUACAGGAGGGUAGCUCUCCAGGAACAGGGUUGGAGUGAACCUACAGGAGGGUAGCUCUCCAGGAACAGGGUUGGAGAGUCCUGUUGUAGACACUGGUUCUCUACCCUUCUCCCGAAAUGUGCUCCUUUUCAUGGAUUUAACUAUGUUGGGAACCUACCUCAGCUAGUGCAGUGCCCACUUUGUGAGAAGAGUUGAGGAUAAGCCUGCGGAAUACAAAUAGUGUGUGUGUGUGUGUGUGUGUGUGUGUCUCUCUCUCCCUCUAGAACACUAAACAGCAGCAUGUGGCGGAGGCAGCAGUGGACAGCAUGCAGCAGCAGAUGAUGGAACUGUGUCGGUCAGACAGUCUGUCCAGAGCCAGAGAGCAACACGACAGAGACCUGACAGUGGUCAGAGAGCAGCAUGACGCCAAGCUGCUGGUGUUACAGCAGAGACUGGACGCCUGCACUCAGGCCCUGGAAGAACAGGUCAGGACCCAGUGGAAUUGAUGUUGUCGUCAUAUUAACCAGUAAACAUUAUCACUUAUCGUUUGUUCUUGGUAUCACUCUUGACUAUCUUGACUAUUUUGAGCUAAUGAGACAUUGUAAGCGGUUCAUACAUGCUUAUGACAAUGUAAUGAAUGCAUUAUAACCGCAGGCUUUAAAUGAAUCCAUCGUGAAAUUUACUGUAUUGGUCCUGGGUGCUCUCUGGUCACGAUUGACUGUGAACCUGAGAGUUGUCACAGUGCUGUCAGUGAAUCCCAUACUAACCACUGUAGUUGCUGUGGUAUGGUCCAGGCGGAGGUGGUCCAGUGUCUGCGUGAUCAGGUGAGGCAGCAGGCUAGACGGAGAGAGGAGGAGCAGGUGGAGAGAGCAGGAGUCAUCAACACCCUCACACAGCAUCUAGAGGAGAGCCAACAGCAGUGUGCCAAACUGCUACAGACUGGUGUGUGUCUGUGUCCGUCUGUGUCCGCGUGUGUCCGUCUGUGUCUGUCCGUGUGUAUGUUUGUGCUGUCCAAACUGCUCCGUGUUUGUGUGAGUGCUGUCACCAACAUGGGAAAUGUUGAAGCCCCCUCUGUCCAUCACCUGUUUAUUGAAGCCCUCUCUGUCAUCACCUGUUUAUUGAAGCCCUCUCUGUCCAUCACCUGUUUAUUGAAGCCCUCUCUGUCCAUCACCUGUUUUAUUGAAGCCCUCUCUGUCCAUCACCUGUUUUAUUGAAGCCCCCUCUGUCCGUCACCUGUUUAUUGAAGCCCUCUCUGUCAUCACCUGUUUAUUGAAGCCCCCUCUGUCCAUCACCUGUUUAUUGAAGCCCCCUCUGUCCAUCACCUGUUUAUUGAAGCCCCCUCUGUCAAUCACCUGUUUAUUGAAGCCCCCUCUGUCCAUCACCUGUUUAUUGAAGCCCCCUCUGUCCAUCACCUGUUUAUUGAAGCCCCCUCUGUCCAUCACCUGUUUAAAAUCAAAUCAAAUCAAAUUUUAUUGGUCACAUGCGCCGAAUACAACAGGUGCAGACAUUGCAGUGAAAUGCUUACUUACAGCCCUUAACCAACAGUGCAUUUAUUUUAAACAAAAAAGUAAAAAAUAAAACAACAACAAAAAAAAGUGUUGAGAAAAAAAAGAGCAGAAGUAAAAUAAAGUGACAGUAGGGAGGCUAUAUAUACAGGGGGGUAUUGAAGUAUACAGGGGGUUUAUUGAAGCCCCCUCUGUCCAUCACCUGUUUAUUGAAGCCCCCUCUGUCCAUCACCUGUUUAUUGAAGCCCCCUCUGUCCAUCACCUUUUUAUUGAAGCCCCCUCUGUCCAUCACCUGUUUAUUGAAGCCCUCUCUGUCCAUCACCUGUUUAUUGAAGCCCCCUCUGUCAAUCACCUGUUUAUUGAAGCCCCCUCUGUCCAGCACCUGUUUUAUUGAAGCCCUCUCUGUCCAUCACCUGUUUUUAUUGAAGCCCUCUCUGUCCAUCACCUGUUUUAUUGUUCAGGUUCAGUCCAGGAGAUGGGCCAGCUGCAAAUGAAACUACAGCAGACUCAGUCAGCCAAGACCAUGAGUGACAACAUGAACAAAGCCUUGCAGGUAUUCUCUUAGGUCCUUUUUGAUUUGCAUCCAGAAAUGUAGAUGUUGAUAAUGAAUAGUCAAAUGUGUAUCACAAAAAACACUUUUGUUGUUUCUAUGCAGAAGUGCACUUUGUCGAGUUAAAGAAAUGUAAACGUAAGAAUGUAAUGAAAGGAAAAUGUGCUUCAUGUUAAACCGCUCUUCUGAAGGAUCAGAUCGACCUUUAAUACCUGUUUAUAAGCCUUUAAUACCUGUUUAUAAGCCUUUAAUACCUGUUUAUAAGCCUUUAAUACCUGUUAUAAGCCUUUAAUACCUGUUAUAAGCCUUUAAUACCUGUUAUAAGCCUUUAAUACCUGUUUAUAAGCCUUUAAUACCUGUUAUAAGCCUUUAAUACCUGUUUAUAAGCCUUUAAUACCUGUUAUAAGCCUUUAAUACCUGUUAUAAGCCUUUAAUACCUGUUAUAAGCCUUUAAUACCUGUUAUAAGCCUUUAUAAUGCCUUAUUAUAGCGGUUAUAAUGUUAUGUCACUUUUUUCUCCAUCUCAGGAGGAGUUGUCUGAGCUGAAGGAGCAGAUCUGUCUGUAUGAGUCUGCAGUGAAACAUGGAGUCAUCUCUGUUGAGGUGAACGGAGGAGAUCUAUGGGAGAACCAGCUGUCUGACUCCUAUGUAGACCUGGGGAUCAAGAAGACUAACUGGAAGAACGGACGAGUUCACAGGUACGCAAUGGAACAAUUGAAUGUUGUACCUUUUAGAUGUGAACUUGAAGUAUCCACUUAGUUUCAGGGUUGGUGUAAAUUGUAUUUCAGUUCAGUCAAAUUCAGAAAGUAAACUGAAUGAGGAGUUAAAAAGUCCGUUUUAUUUCCUACAUUGAAAUGGAAUUGACCCCCAACACUGUUCAGUUUAUAAUCUCCUGAACUCCAGUCUUAUCUGUUAAGAAACUUUUUUUUAAUGUGUAUUAUUAGUGGUCCCGUACGGCUCAGUUGGUAGAGCAUGGCGCUUGCGACGCCAGAGUCGGGGGUUCAGAUCCCGCAAGGACCACAAACAUAAUACAACUGUAUGCACUGUCUGAACUGUCUGUAUGUUGAUUCGGAUAAAAGCGUCUACCUACGUGGCACAUGUAUAAAGUUCUCAGCUGUGUUUUACCAUGUUCUCCUUCUGCCCUGCAGUACUCCUCUGGUGGAGGUGUCUGAGCCCAACCCCAAGCUGCCCAGAGAGAAGGAGGAAGGGGCUGUGAGGGAGCUGAGGGCCGAGCUCCAGCGCUGUCUGGCCAGUCUGAAGGGGAAGAGGCAGAGGAUCAGCCAGCUCCAAGACCAACUACGGGACUCACAGGGACGAGUUAGUGAUGGACAUUUUUUUAUUUUUUUCCCCGAGGAAUUUCAGAUCGCCCUUGCAAAAGAGGUUUCUAAGCUCAAGGCUGUUUCCUGGUUAAAUAAACGUGAAAUUAAAAUAAUUCCCACUAUUUGGAUUCAUCCUCGAUUUGUGUAUAAUUAAAACUCAGAUAUCCCAUCGCCAAAAGUCCUAUUUUCUCUCUUAUUUUGUCCUAUUUUCUUUCUUGUCCGGAUCCCGUCCCUGCAGGUGGACCAGCUACAGACCCAGUUAGACCAGGACCAGACCAGCAACACCGCAGAAACCAGACCAAUGGACACGCAUCCAGAUGUAGCUUCCCAGAAAGAGUUGUCCAGACUGCAGGAGGACAGGCAGCGCCUACAAGAACGCCUUGAGGUUGGCAGCUGAAUUUAUCAUUUGAUAACAAGUCUCGAAAGCUUUUCACACUAUUGAGCUGCACCAAGCUGAGCUAAACCAAUCUGUGACGAGCCCAAAACGUUUCGUUCUGGUUUGACACGGGAAGUGUGAAGAGGGUGUCUCUGUUGAACUGAAGUCCCAAUACAUGAUAGCUCAGCUGGUAGAGGAUGGUGCUUUUGCAAGACCAGGAUAGUGGGUUCGAUUCCCGGGACCACCCAUACGUAAAAAAUGUUUUAUGCACGCAUGACUGUAAGUCGCUUUGGAUAAAAGUGUUUUCUAAAUGGCAUUAUUAUUAUUAUUAUUAUAAUUAUUAUUAUUAUUUCUACUAUUAUUAUUAUUACUACUAUUUAUUAUUAUUAUUAUGAUGAUGAUCCAUCAACCGCUCUUUCCAGCACACACCUCAGUGUUACAUUCUCACAGUCGUUUUCCUGUCUGUCUGUCUGUCUGUCUGUCCCGUCUGUCUGUCUGUCUGUCCCCCCUCCCAGACCCUAGAGAAGAGGAACGUGGAGCUGAAGCAGAGUGAGGAGAAGGUGAAGGGGGCUAACUCUGAGCUGUGUACCAAGAUGAGAGAGAUGAUUCAGGAGCUGGAUCAGGAGAAGCAGGAGGCUGCCCAGAGGUCAGUCUGGGGUGUUGUGGCUGUCCACGUGAAUACUGCACGUCUAACGUUGACAUCUGACUCUUGCACUGUGUAAGACUUCUGAUGUGCUGCAUGUCAGAUAAGUGAAUAUCUGUGUCUUGGCAUCCUAGAGAGAGAAUAGUUUUAUCAUCUCUAUAGCUGGUGUGCAAUAUGACACAGAGAAUGUCCUAAUGGAUACAAGUCAUCACAUGGGGAAAAUAAGUGACUGUGCGGGUGUGUAAUGACUCAUGGCGUUACGACUGUACUGAUGUGUGUGUUGUCCAGGUAUGAGCGGACCCAGCAGCAGUUCAGAGAUGACGUAGUGAACCGUGUUCGUUCUGAACUGGCCCUGGAACACACAGCACAGAUGGAUGACAUCACAGCAGACCACCAGCUGCAGAUACAACAGCUACAGUAAGGGCUGCUGUUGCUAAGAGCUUGGCCCUGGGGCUGCUGUUGCUAAGAGCUUGGCCCUGGGGCUGCUGUUGCUAAGAGCUUGGCCCUGGGGCUGCUGUUGCUAAGAGCUUGGCCCUGGGGCCGCUGUUGCUAAGAGCUUGGCCCUGGGGCCGCUGUUGCUAAGAGCUUGGCCCUGGGGCCGCUGUUGCUAAGAGCUUGGCCCUGGGGCCGCUGUUGCUAAGAGCUUGGCCCUGGGGCCGCUGUUGCUAAGAGCUUGGCCCUGGGGCCGCUGUUGCUAAGAGCUUGGCCCUGGGGCCGCUGUUGCUAAGAGCUUGGCCCUGGGGCCGCUGUUGCUAAGAGCUUGGCCCUGGGGCCGCUGUUGCUAAGAGCUUGGCCCUGGGGCCGCUGUUGCUAAGAGCUUGGCCCUGGGGCUGCUGUUGCUAAGAGCUUGGCUCGGUUGAUAAGAGUGUGACGCCAGCAACGGCUUGGCCCUGGGGUCCAAUUCUCGCAGGGAUCACAUGCGUACAUUUUAGUCAUUUAUCAGACGCUCUUAUUCAGAGCGACUUACAGGAGCAAUUGGGGUUAAGUGACUUGCUCGUGGGCACGUCAACAGAUUUUUUCACCUAGUCAGCUUGGGGAGUCGAACCGUCGACCUUUCGCUCUUAACCACUUGGCUACCUGUCGCCUGUAGGUCGCUGCCUGUCGCCUGUAGGUCGCUACCUGUCGCCUGUAGGUCGCUACCUGUCGCCUGUAGGUCGCUACCUGUCGCCUGUAGGUCGCUGCCUGUCGCCUGUAGGUCGCUACCUGUCGCCUGUAGGUCGCUACCUGUCGCCUGUAGGUCGCUGCCUGUAGGUCGCUACCUGUCGCCUGUAGGUCGCUGCCUGUAGGUCGCUGCCUGUCGCCUGUAGGUCGCUGCCUGUCGCCUGUAGGUCGCUACCUGUCGCCUGUAGGUCGCUACCUGUCGCCUGUAGGUCGCUACCUGUCGCCUGUAGGUCGCUACCUGUCGCCUGUAGGUCGCUACCUGUCGCCUGUAGGUCGCUACCUGCCGCCUGUAGGUCGCUACCUGUCACCUGUAGGUCGCUACCUGCCGCCCGCUACCUGUCGCCUGUAGGUCGCUACCUGUCACCUGUAGGUCGCUACCUGCCGCCCGCUACCUGUCGCCUGUAGGUCGCUACCUGCCGCCUGUAGGUCGCUACCUGCCGCCCGCUACCUGUCGCCUGUAGGUCGCUACCUGUCGCCUGUAGGUCGCUACCUGCCGCCUGUAGGUCGCUACCUGCCGCCCGCUACCUGUCGCCUGUAGGUCGCUACCUGCCGCCUGUAGGUCGCUACCUGUCACCUGUCGUCGCUACCUGUAGGUCGCUACCUGCCGCCGCAUGUAAGUGGCCUUGAGUGAAAGUGUCUGCAAUGCAGCAGAUAAACCAUACUCUGCUCUCUCAAACUACGUCAGGAACCGUUUGAGGUCUCCUGUAUAACCUCAUCUACAGUGACAUCCUUUCUUCUCUGGACAGAGCCAAGCUGUGUGAGGCGACUGGGGAGAUGGUGGCAGUACAGGAGUGUUACAUCUCACUCUGCAAGGAGAAAGACAGGCUGGAGGAAAACCUGCAGGGAAGAAUGGAAGAGGAGGAGGAAAGGAGACAGAAGGAGGUAUAUAGUCUAGUACACACACUUACAUUUACAUUUUAGUCAUUUAGCAGACGCUCUUAUUCAGUGCGUGCAUACAUUUUUCAUACUGGCCCCCCGUGGGAAUCGAACCCACAACCCUGGCGUUGCAAGCGCCAUGCUCUACAUGCUAUAUGAACAAUAGCCUCGUCCCAGAACUAGUUGUGUUGUGUUGUCUUGUUGUUGUCUUGUGUUUGUUGUUGUGUUGUCUUGUCUACUCCUGUGUUUGUUGUCAUGUGGAGUUGGCUGUAGAGCUAAAUCAGGUCUGGAAACGGGCAAGGAACACUGGUGCAGAGAAUGCCUUUUUAUUUCUGUGAACUAUUAUUUGUAUUUAUUUUCUAUAUAAGACAAAUAAGAAGUCUUCAGGGGAGCGACCACACUGAACAAGAGGAAGAAAACAACUAACAAAUAAAUGAAGAGAAGAGUCAGGAAGGGAAACACAGAACAGACAGCGUGUACACAUCAGAACAGACAGCGUGUACACAGUAUGUACACACAUCAGAACAGACAGCGUGUACACAGUAUGUACACAUCAGAACAGACAGCGUGUACACAGUAUGUACACAUCAGAACAGACAGCGUGUACACAGUAUGUACACAUCAGAACAGACAGCGUGUACACAGUAUGUACACAUCAGAACAGACAGCGUGUACACAGUAUGUACACAUCAGAACAGACAGCGUGUAUACAGUAUGUACACACAUCACAACAGACAGCGUGUAUACAGUAUGUACACACAUCACAACAGACAGCGUGUAUACAGUAUGUACACACAUCAGAACAGACAGCGUGUACACAGUAUGUACACUCAUCAGAACAGACAGCGUGUACACAGUAUGUACACAUGUAAUGACCAAACAUACGGACAGUGGCCUAUAAUAGCAGCCAAACAUCCUAAAGAGGAGUAUAAACUGGGUGGAAUGCUCAGCCCUGAAUGCUGAUUGGCUGACAGCCGUGGUAUAUCAGACCGUAUACCACGGGUAUGACAAAAUAUUUAUUUUUACUGCUCUGAUUAUGUUGGUAACCAGUUUUAUAAUGGCAAUAAGGCACCUCUGGGGUUUGUGGUAUAUGGCCAAUAUACCACGGUUAAGGGCUGUGUCCAGGCACUCCGAGUUUGCGUCGUGCGUAAGAACAGCCCUUAGCCGUGGUAUAUUGGCCAUAUACCACAAACCCCCGAGGUGCCUUAUUGCUUAAGUAUCCUACAUCACGUUCUGGGGGUACGUGAUAGCCUUGGACCAGUUGGUUAGUGUCUCAAUGCUAGCUCCAUUCAUUUUGGCAGUUGAUCUUUCUACUAUACAUACGUCUUUGAACGUCUACUAAAUGGCUUAUUAUUAUUAUUAUUAUUAUUAUAACGUUAGCACAGUGCAGUAUUCGGUUCAAACCAGCUUUUGAACCAGUUGUUGAAGCUGCUAAGAUUAUUAGCUUUUCUUGAAAAGACGUAGAAAUUUGGACUGUAACCAAAGAGCAUGAAAUAUCUUAUUGAGAACUUUUCCUAAGACGUCAACAACAACAUAUAUAUUUCCAAAGAGCUUCAGCAGUUAUACAGUGCCAAAACAUAUGCAUGUAGUUUCCUAUAACAGAAAAGGAGCAUUUAUUACGUUGAUCAUUGUCCGCAAGCUUCAGUUUAAAUCUACGCUCAGGAGCAGCAAGUAGCCUAGCGGUUAAGCCAUUAACCGAAAGGUUGCUGGUUCGAAUUCCUGAGCCUUCCAAGGUGAAAAAUAUAUAGUCCUUGAGCAAGGCACUUAACCCUAAUUUGCUCCAGGGGCGCCGUACUACUAUGGCUGACCCUGUAAAACAACACAUUUCACUGCACCUAUACAGUGUACAUGACAAUAAAAUAUAAGGAAACACUUUUUUUUGUGCAGAUAUUAAAUGUAUCAGCUGAUUGGAAAUGUUUUUAUUUUUAUUUAAAUGAAAAUGUUGCUCCAUAACAUGGGCCAAUUCCAUUCGAUACCGAGGCUCUCCAGGUCUCUUUCCCACAUCAUUGUGACAGCGGAGAGUGUUGACGCUGUGUGAAGAUGACUUAUUAUGAAUUAGGGACAACAUUUCAGUCUUUCUGGUAGAGGAAAUCAACUUUACAUGAGGGUUGGGAGCCUGGACAUGCAUCCCAUGGGACACCAUAGGUUUUCAUAGCUGUACGUAGUUUGAGGUAGAAAAACCGUUAUGAGCCGGGGAUAGAAUAAGUGUCCUUCAGAUCUUGUAAAGAUGGAAGACCCUGUUGGUUGAAGAUAUCAUUUCAAAAUGGGGUUUAGGUGGUGGGCGUGACCAAUGGUGCAAACAUUUUAGAGGCCUUCCUGUUGGCCGCAGUGACAAAAUGUUGCUGUUUUUAAAGCCAACUUCCUGCAAUUCUACACAUUUUGUCAUGAGGCUGAGAGAGAAAUGUGCAAUUUUAAAGCACAUUUCCUGCAAUUCUACAGAAGCUAUUGCAGUUGAAGCAUGCAGAGAUUUGGCCGGUAUGAUGUAGCUUUGCGAUAAAGUCGCUCUCACUACACUGGAAGUUAAUAGGAAUACGACUUUUAGGUCAUACAGGCCGAUGUCGUCAUAACGCGGGAGGAUGUCUUCUCUCGAAUGAGCCAUUUAUCAUAUUUUUGCGGUAUUCCUCCCUCGAGAAUUGUGUCAUUUAACAGAGGCUCCACCACAUUUUUUCCUAUUUGUCUGCCUCUUCAGUCCAGGGUGCAUUGCAGGGUGCCGUUGUGAAUGUCAGACUCCACUCUGCGAGGCACAUCGAUCUGCAGGUUGAACGUGGUGAGAUUGUAGACUCCUAAAUUGAUAGUGCAGUUUGUUUAGGUGAUUUUACAGCUAACUAGCUACGCUACAUGCUGAUAUUGUCUUGGGUAUUAUUGUGUGUAGCUAUAUUUGCUAACUAACCAGCUAGCCAGCCAGCCCAUAGAGAGAGCAUUGCAUUGUGGGUUUUGUAGUCAACUUGAGCUUCAACAGAUUUUCACAGCUGUUUUCACAUGUUGCUACCAACCUUAUUAUAACGACAAAAUGAAACAUUUGUUCACAAAAAAUAUUGUUCUCACAUGUUAGUGUUAUUUAACAGUGUAAAUUAGGGGAAUUAGUAGUUUUGAGUGGAUUUUUCCUUUAAAAGCUCUCAGCUGGAAUGCCCAAUAGUAAUAUCUGAAGUUGGGCAAAGAAAUGCCACCCAACUUUUUUGGACGUGUUAAAGUGGAAAGGCUGAUUUCAGGACCUUUCUCAUUCCAAAUUAAGUUUCUGAGCAAGGCAUCAAUGUCCUUAAAGAAGUUAAGAGGGUGUGAAAGAGGAAGCGUUGCAUUUUUUUUUAUUGAUGCAGGGUAGAAUCGAAAACAAUUUGACCGACACUCAGGGGGGACCAAUUAUUUAAAUCUCUCUUGGAUUUUAACGAGGGAUGCACUAACGUUGUCACCAAUGAUUGAGGGUGGGUGGGUGGGUGGGUCUGAUCUGUAAUGCCCAGGUAAGUAAAGCCGGGACAUUCAAGAGACAGGCAAUGAUGGUAAAUUGACUUCUUUGUCUGUGGCGUUUAAUGACAUUGAGAUAGACUUAGACCAAUUAAUCUUGUAGCUCGUAAAAUAACCAAAUCCUUCAAAGACGCCAAGGACUUGAACAGAGUCGGCAAUGUCAGAUAGGUACAUCAAAAUGUAAUCAAUGUAAAGGGAGAUGUUCAUUUGAUUUAAUAUAGGCGAUAUAUAUAUAUACUGAUGUUCCCUAACAGCCUGCGCUAGAGGUUCUAGUGAGACCGCAAAUCGGCUCGGAGAAAGCGGGCAACCCUGUUUCGUACUCCUAUGCAAUUCAAACUCAGGCGGACCCAUGGCAUGUUUGAACGCGUGCAGAGGGACCAGUGUAAUAACUGGAUAACUGAGGGUCCGAAGUCAAACCGCUUCAAAACUGCUAAUAGAUAGUCCCACUCCACACGGUCCAAGGCCUUCUCUGACAGCAUCCAAAUAACAGGCUGCAGCCUGCUGCUGAACAGCGUCAAUAUGUAGUAAAUUGACGGCCCUUUACGAAGCCCGCCUGGUCCGGAUCACUAGGGAUGAAAUACAAGUGUCCGAUCUUCUUGACAGAACCUUCGCAUGCAGCUUGAAAUCACAAUUCAAAAUUGACAAGGGCCUUUAGCUGGAAUGUUCCAAAGGGCCUUUAGCUGGAAUGUUCCAAAGGGCCUGGAGCUGGAACGUUCCAAAGGGCCUGGAGCUGGAAUGUUCCAAAGGGCCUGGAGCUGGAAUGUUCCAAAGGGCCUUUAGCUGGAAUGUUCCAAAGGGCCUUUAGCUGGAAUGUUCCAAAGGGCCUUUAGCUGGAAUGUUCCAAAGGGCCUUUAGCUGGAAUGUUCCAAAGGGCCUUUAGCUGGAAUGUUCCAAAGGGCCUGGAGCUGGAAUGUUCCAAAGGGCCUUUAGCUGGAAUGUUCCAAAGGGCCUUUAGCUGGAAUGUUCCAAAGGGCCUUUAGCUGGAAUGUUCCAAAGGGCCUUUAGCUGGAAUGUUCCAAAGGGCCUGGAGCUGGAAUGUUCCAAAGGGCCUGGAGCUGGAAUGUUCCAAAGGGCCUGGAGCUGGAAUGUUCCAAAGGGCCUGGAGCUGGAAUGUUCCAAAGGGCCUGGAGCUGGAAUGUUCCAAAGGGCCUGGAGCUGGAAUGUUCCAAAGGGCCUGGAGCUGGAAUGUUCCAAAGGGCCUGGAGCUGGAAUGUUCCAAAGGGCCUUUAGCUGGAAUGUUCCAAAGGGCCUUUAGCUGGAAUGUUCCAAAGGGCCUUUAGCUGGAAUGUUCCAAAGGGCCUUUAGCUGGAAUGUUCCAAAGGGCCUUUAGCUGGAAUGUUCCAAAGGGCCUUUAGCUGGAAUGUUCCAAAGGGCCUGGAGCUGGAAUGUUCCAAAGGGCCUGGAGCUGGAAUGUUCCAAAGGGCCUGGAGCUGGAAUGUUCCAAAGGGCCUGGAGCUGGAAUGUUCCAAAGGGCCUGGAGCUGGAAUGUUCCAAAGGGCCUGGAGCUGGAACGUUCCAAAGGGCCUGGAGCUGGAACGUUCCAAAGGAUCUUUACCAAUUUUUAGAAGGGAAAUAAGGGCUGUUUUCUGAUCUCUGUGAAAAGUUCCCAGCUCAAGCGGAUAAUUAAUUGAGAAUGGCUUUUGACGAUUUGUGUCCUAUUCUCAGCUGAAAACUCUAGAGGAGAGCAGAGCUGCUCUGGAGAAGCUGAGAUCAGACCUGGAGAGCCAGCAUCAGGAGACUGUCACCAAGCUCCGAGCCCUGUGGGCUGAAGAGAAGGACGAGGAGGUCAGACAACAGGUCCAAACCCAGCUGACCAAGUCCAAGGCUACAUGGAGGGAGGAGAAGGAGAAGGUAGGAGUUGUCUUGUUGUGUUCCAUCUGCAGCUAGCUCUUCUUGCUUUAUGAGUGUAUCAGUACUGCCCCCCAUGGACAAAAAAAUCUAAUCAAAGUUUUUAUUUGUCAUAUGCACAGGAGACAGCCAAAGACAGUACAGUAUGAAGAUGAGCAGAAACAGCUUCUCCAAUAGAAAUCCCAGAUCACCUUUUAUAGGCGAUGUUCACAGCGACGUUAGCUAGCUAAGCUCAUGCGCAGAAACACGUCAUCUGGUCUAACGGUCGUGUCGCGCAGAUAUAAAGUUUUUGACAAAAAAUUUAAACGUGUCAGGUUGUCACUUUCACGAGGGUGUAGUAACAACAUGUUCAACUACUGAAGAUAUUGGCUCCAAUCUAUAGGUCAUGCCUUUAAUCUAUAGGUCAUGCCUUUAAUCUAUAGGUCAGGCCUUUAAUCUAUAGGUCAGGCCUUUAAUCUAUAGGUCAGGCCUUUAAUCUAUAGGUCAGGCCUUUAAUCUAUAGGUCAUAUCUUUAAUCUAUAGGUCAUGCCUUUAAUCUAUAGGUCAUGCCUUUAAUCUAUAGGUCAUGCCUUUAAUCUAUAGGUCAUGCCUUUAAUCUAUAGGUCAUGCCUUUUAAUCUAUAGGCCAUGCCUUUAAUCUAUAGGUCAUGCCUUUAAUCUAUAGGUCACGCCUUUAAUCUAUAGGUCACGCCUUUAAUCUAUAGGUCAUGCCUUUAAUCUAUAGGUCAUGCCUUUAAUCUAUAGGUCAGGCCUUUAAUCUAUAGGUCAUGCCUUUAAUCUAUAGGUCAUAUCUUUAAUCUAUAGGUCACACCUUUAAUCUAUAGGUCACGCCUUUAAUCUAUAGGUCAGGCCUUUAAUCUAUAGGUCAUGCCUUUAAUCUAUAGGUCAUGCCUUUAAUCUAUAGGUCAUGCCUGACCGCAAGGCACUACAGAGGGUAGUGCGUACGGCCCAGUACAUCACUGGGGCAAAGCUCCCUGCCAUCCAGGACCUCUAUACCAGGCGGUGUCAGAGGAAGGCCCUCAAAAUUGUCAAAGACUCCAGCCACCCUAGUCAUAGACUGUUCUCUCUGCUACCGCACGGCAAGCGGUACCGGAGUGCCAAGUCUAGGUCCAAAAGACUUCUCAACAGCUUCUACCCCCAAGCCAUAAGACUCCUGAACAGCUAAUCAUGGCUACCCGGACUAUUUGCACUGCCCCCCCACCCCCAUCCUUUUUACGCUGCUGCUACUCUGUUAAGUAUUUAUGCAUAGUCACUUUAACUCUACCCACAUGUACAUAUUACCUCAACUACCUCAACUAGCCGGUGCCCCCGCACAUUGACUCUGCAACGGUACCCCCCUGUAUAUAUAGCCUCCCUACUGUCACUUUAUUUUACUUCUGCUCUUUUUUUCUCAACACUUUUUUGGUUGUUGUUUUAUUCUUACUUUUUUUGUUUAAAAUAAAUGCACUGUUGGUUAAGGGCUGUAAGUAAGCAUUUCACUGUAAUGUCUGCACCUGUUGUAUUCGGCGCAUGUGACCAAUAAAAUUUGAUUUGAUUUGAUUUAAUCUAUAGGUCAUGCCUUUAAUCUAUAGGUCAUGGCUUUCAUCUAUAGGUCAUGCCUUUAGAUCUAUAGGUCAUGCCUUUUAGAUUUCGAGAAAAUUAACAACUAAGGAAUAAUAUUUGACUUCUACCAUUGACUUGCCAAACCGGGGUCUGGUCUGUCGAGUCUGCUUCGUGACACGUUCCUCAAAGUAUCGUGAUGUAGCGCCUCUGGGUUUGGAAACUCUGACACAGCUGGGUGUAAAAGGUACAAUGAAAUGCUUACUUGCGAGCUUUCCCCAACAGUGCAGUGAAAUGUGUGUAUAUAUACAGACAUAAAUUAAUCAGGCCCUAAUCUAUGGAUUUCACAUGACUGGGCCUGGGAGGACAUAGGCCCACCCAUUGGGGAGCCAGGCCCAGCCAAUCAGAAUGAGUUUUUCCCCACAAAAGGGCUUUAUUACAGACAGAAAUACUCCUCAGUUUCAUUAGCUUUCGGGUGGCUGGUCUCAGACGAUCCCACAGGUGAAGAUGCCGGAUGUGGAGGUCCUGGGCUGACGUAGUUACACGUGGUCUGCGGUUGUGAGGCCGGUUGGACGUACUACCAAAUUAUCUAAAACGACGUUGGAGGCGGUUAUUGGUAGAGAAAUGAACAUUCAAUUAUCUGGCAACCGCUCUGGUGGACAUUCCUGCAGUCAGCAUGUCAAUUGCACUCUCCCUCAAAACUGCGAGACAUCUGUGGCAUUGUGUUGUGUGACAAAGCUGCAUAUUUUAGAGUUGUCCCCAGCACAAGGUGCAUCUGUGUAAUUGAUCAUGCUGUUUAAUCAACUUCUUGAUAUGCCACACCUGUCAGGUGGAUGGAUUAUCUUGGCAAAGGAAAAAUGCUCACUAACAGGGAUGUAAACAAAUUUGUGUAGCAAAUUUGAGAGAAAUAAGCUUUUUGUGCAUAUGGAAAAUCUCUGUGAUCUUUUAUUUCAGCUCAUGAAACAUGGGACCAACACUUUACAUGUUGCGUUUUAUAUUUUUGUUCAGUGUAUAUAUAAAAACAAAUAGAACAGUAAGACAAAUACAAUACUGUCAAUAAAAAAUAAAGUAAUCAAGCAUGAAAGAUUUAUUGAAAAAUAUACAGAAUGUACUAUGAAUAUAGUACGUCAGAUAUAAUAGUAGACUAGAGGUGCAGAUCUGUGAUCAUCAGGGUUAUGUUUUAUUGGGGGAAUUCCUGCAUUUGACCUUCCCCUCCUAAACCAAUACGUUAUGCUACUUUUCUUGAUGUUCUAUUAUUGAGUACGGUUACAUGCACACAAUAAUACGAUUUAAAUGUUUACAUGCAUUUUAACCUAAAAAUCGUAUUUACAUGGACACAUCUGAAAUCAAGCUACCUGAUGGGACAUUUGAUAAAUGCAGAAAAUCGGCAAUUAAAAUAAAGGUUCUACCACAGCGACCAUGUUGUUUUUGGGAAGCAUAUUUGAUUCUGAGUUCGGACAUAUAAAGUUUGUAUGUGAACUGUUUCUAAGAUGCAUACUUUCAGUUUUUCCGAACUCAUAACUUGACUCGCGCAUAAGAGGGAGGCUCGCUGGGCUGGUGCUGCCACAUGCGUAGAUCAAAUACACAGCUGGAACACCCAUUUUUAAGCUGUUUACGUGUCCUAAUAAUUUGAAAGAUUGCUCAGAAAACCAGGUGUUUUAAUCAAGUGUAUGCUUACUCCGAUUAUGACCGUACGCCGAUUUAAGAUAAGAAGAUUAAGGUGUUUACAUGACUAAUGCCAUACUCUGCCUUCUGCGAUUAAUCCAGUUUAAUACCAAAUUAUUAGUGUGCAUGUAAACAUUCUCAUUGUCCCGAUCACAUCCCUGGAUAAUAUAUCUCUAUGGUUUUCCCUCCUCUGUCCUGUGAAGACUGAGAGGUACUGGGCUCAGAGGUUAGAGGCAGCCGUAGCAGACGCCAGAAGACCGAGACCCACAGACACCCAGGAGUCUUCCUCUCAGACAGACCUCACUGCGGAGGAGAAGGCCUGUCAGACAUCCAGCCCUGAGGAGACCAAGGCUGCUCCAGGCUGCAGUAUGGAGGAGCUGGACACCAGGUCUUUUACGCAUUUUAUUCUGUUGAAAUUGUGUUAUUGUAGUGAUUUCAUUUCUUCAUGACAAUCUAUGGUUGUAAAUUGUGUACAAAUCAGUCUGAUUGAUUGACUUACUUGACUUAAGCCCUUGGCUCCAAUGAGAAGCAUAGGAUGUCUAUGACUGUGAACAACCAAUAAACACUACUACUACUACUACUACUACUACUACUACCAAUACUACUACUACUACGACUACUACUACACUACUACACUAACACGACUACUACUACUACUACCACACCACACCACUACUACUACCACCACCACACUACUAAACUACUACACUACUACCACUACUAAUACUACACGACUACUACUACACUACUACUACCACACCACUACUACUACUACCACUCACUACACAACUACUACGGUACACUACUAUUACUACUACUACUACUACCACUACACUACACUACUAUACACGACUACGACGUACUACUACUACUAACUACUACUACUAACUACUACUAACUACUACCAAUACUACUACUACUACACUACUACUACUACUACUAUACUACUACUACCACUACUACUAUGACGACUAUACUACUAGACACAACUACACGAUACACUAACGACUACUACUACUACAUACUACGACUACGACUACUACUACUACUACCAAUACAUUACUACCACUACUACUACAUACUACUACUACUACUACUACUACCAAUACUACUACUACUGGUACUACUACUACUGACUACUACUACUACUACUACUACUACUACUACUACUACCAAUACUACUACUACUGGUACUACUACUACUACUACUACUACUACUACUACCAAUACUACUACUACUGGUACUACUACUACUAACUACUACUACUAACUACUACAGGCUCCGGGAACAGAGGCUCCAGCUGCAGCGAGAGGCAGACACGGCACGACGCAGGGCAGUGGAGGAUGCUGGGAAACGAGUCCAGAAAGAACUACAGGAGAAACACCUGGAGGACAUGGCCAAACAGGUCAGGGGAGGGACCAUUUUUAAUCAAGUCUUCUGUCUGAAUCAUAUGUAUUCAUCUUUUAGUUAUACAGGUGAUCACAUCGCCAUGUUUUUUUCAUGGGAGAGGCCUAUCCACUUGUGAGGUGUGUUUUAAUGUGAAAUCAAAUGACUGUGUCGUGGCUUUUCUGGGUCAGUAGUAUUGAUGGUGCUUCUUGAGUAUGAGGGGUCCCUGGUUGGAGCCCAGGUCGGGACAGGAAGGGAGGGAUCUACUCUGUAACGUUGGAGCCUUAGUGACCAUCACAGAGCUGGGCCCCUGAUCUAGGAUCAGGUCUGGGCCCGUAUUCAUAAAAGCGUCUCAGAGAAGUAGUGCUGGGGUGUAGUCAUUCGUCCAAAACCUUUUGCUAUGGAAACCGUUUACUCCAAACUGAAAACUUGUUGCAACGAAAACGUGUUUCUAUUGGACACAUUCAGGGACACUGUAUAUACAAAAUUAUGUGGACACCCCUUCAAAUUAGUGGAUUCGGCUAUUUCAGCCACACCCGUUGCUUACAGGUGUAUACAAUCGAGCACACAGCCAUGCAAUCUCCAUAGACAAACAUUGGCAGUAGAAUGGCCUUACUGAAGAGCUCUGUGACUUUCAACAUGGUACAGUCAUAGGAUGCCACCUUUCCAACAAGUCAAAUUUCUGCCCUGCUAGAGCUGCCCCGGUCAACUGUAAGUGCUGUUAUUGUGAAGUGGAAACGUCUAGGAGCAACAACGGCUCAGCCGUGAAGUGGUAGGCCACACAAGCUCACAGAACGGGACCACCGAGUGCUGAAGACCGUAGCGCGUAAAAAUCAUCUGUCCUCGAUUUCAACACUCACUACCGAGGCCCAAACUGCCUCUGGAAGCAACUUCAGCACAAUAACUGUUAGUCCGGAGCUUAAUGAAAUGGGUUUCCAUGCGCAAUGCCAAGUGUCGGCUGGAGUGGCGUAAAGCUCGCCGCCAUUGGACUCAGGAGCAGUGGAAACGUGUUCUCUGGAGUGAUUAAUCACGCUUCACCGUCCGGCAGGCCGACGGACGAAUCUGGGUUUGGCGGAUGCCAGGAGAACGCUACCUGCCCGAAUGCAUAGUGUCAACUGUAAAGUUUGGUGGAGGAGGAAUAAUGGUCUGGGGCUGUUUUUUCAUGGUUCGGGCCCCUUAGUUCCAGUGAAGGGAAAUCUUAACGCUACAGCAUACAAUGACAUUCUAGACCAGGGGUGUCAAACUCAUUUUAGCUCAGGGGCCACAUGGAGGAAAAUCUAUUCCCAAGUGGGCCGGACCGGAAAAAUCAUGGUAUAUAUAACUUAAAAACAACAACUUCAGAUUGUUUUCUUUGUUUUAAUACGAUCAACAUACAACAUAAAGCUGGAGCCUGAGGACAGUGUGUCCAAAAUAGUACAAGCACAACAUCACUAUUAAUCAUAAAACACGUCAAGUUUAUUUGAAAAUUCUAAAGAAAAAGAACACACAAACACACAAUGCCUCAGUGAUUAACAGAACUGUUUCACAGAUCACAGAACUAUAUCAGGGUGUCAUUUCUCAGGCAGAAAUGUAGAUAAAAAUAAUGAAAUCCUGUUCCCCAAACAAGUGCAAGAACCACAGAGUCAAGAAUAGGUUAAAUAUACAAAUAAAAUAAAAUCAAUUAAAAACAAUAGCACAUCAACAUAAAAACAUAUAAACAUAAAUCUGAAAGCAUUGCUCAAACUCCCGUAACAGUCCAGUUAUUUUAUCUUUGAACCGCUUCAUGUCUGCCACAUGUUGGGUCGCGCACACAUUUUUCAGACAGGGGAAGUGAGCUGCAUCACCACCGGCAAGUUGCGUCUCCCACAAUGACAGCUUCAACUUGAAAGAACGUAUGCUGUCAUAAUACUGCGUGACAACUUUGUUGCGCCCUUGCAGCUGUUUGUUCAAGUUAUUCAGGUGCUCUGUAACAUCCACCAUAAAUGCAAGGUCCGGCAUCCAUUCUGCGGAAUGAAAUUCUAACACUGGUUUGCCCUUUUCUUCCAUGAACUGUUCAAUUUCUUCUCGUAAAUCAAAGAAACGCCUCAGCACAGCACCUCGGCUUAACCAUCUUACCUCAGUGUGGUAUGGCAGGCCAUAGAUGUGGUCUUUCUCUCUGAGAAGGCUGUCAAACUGACGGUGAUUCAGGCUUCUGGAUCGGAUGAAAUUAACAGUUUGGAUGACCACCUUCAUGACGUUAUCCAUCUUUAAUGACUUGCAACACAAAGCCUCCUGGUGCAAAAUACAGUGAAAAGUCAAAAAAAUCACAUCCUCCAUUUGCAGAUUGCACUUUCUCUCUGAACUUUGUCACAACGCCUGCUUUUUUCCCGAUCAUUGAGGGCGCACCAUCUGUAGCCAGGCUGACAGCGCGGGACCAGUCCACUCCGACCCUGUCCAGCGCGCCGACGAGUGCGGUAAAAAUAUCAGCUGCUGUCGUUGUAUCUGUCAUCGGCACCAACUCCACGAACUCCUCGGUGACGGUCAAUGUGUCAUCAACUCCGCGGAUGAAAAAAUGGCCAGUUGUGCAACAUCUGUAAUGUCCGUGCUUUCAUCAAUUGCAACCGAAAACGCAAUAAAUGACUUUACUUUUUGCUUCAACUGGCUGUCCAAAUCCACUGAAAGAUCGGAAAUCCUGUCUGCAACUGUUUCUUGUCAGGCUGAUAUUUGCAAAAGCCUGCCGCUUUUCAGGGCACACAAUCUCCGCUGCCUUCAUCAUGCAUGUUUUUACAAAUUCACCCUCACUAAAUGGUUUUGAAGCCACUGCGAUUUCAUUAGCAAUGAGGUAGCUAGCUUUCACUGCAGCGUCACUGAUGUCUCGGCUGUGAGUAAACACAGACUGCUGUUUCUUCAGACCCGCCAACAGUUCAUUCACCUUCUCUCAUCUCCGCUGUCCUUGAAAGUUGUCAUAUUUGUCGGCAUGAAGACUCACAUAGUGGCGACGAAGGUUAUAUUCUUUCAGCACUGCAACAUGCUCUGAACACACCAAACAUACAGCUUUCCCAUUCAAUUCCGUGAUUAAAUAGGAUGACAAUUUUUCUUGGAACACUCUGCACUCUGCGUCCACUUUUCUCUUUUUUGACAGAGACAUAUUGGGGCAAUGAGGGUGCCAAAGCACAUAAUGUUAAAAGUAGAAGCCGUAAUAAAUAUCGCGGGCAAAACAAAGUAGGUCAUUGGCUGCACGUGCUUGACCUACUUGCUCUGCCCCGGUAUAAACAGUUUGCUUGCUUAACACAAUUGCUAUUGCGCCAUCCAGUGGACUCAAUUGGAACAGCAGUUUAUUUUUAUUGAAAAAUUGCAGCGCAUUUUUAUACUUAAAAAAAAAAAAAACACCCCUGUUCUAGACGAUUCUGUGCUUCCAACUUUGUGGCAACAUGUUUCUGCAUGACAAUGCCCCGUGCACAAACCGAGGUCUAUACAGAAAUGGUUUGUCGAGAUCUGUGUGGAAGAACUUGACUGGCCUGCACAGAGCCCUGACCUCAACCCCAUCGAACACCUUUGGGAUGAAUUGGAACGCCGACUGCGAGCCAGGCCUAAUCGCCCAACAUCAGUACCCGACCUCACUAAUGCUCUUGUGGCUGAAUGGAAGCAAGUCCCCGCAGCAAUGUUCCAACAUCUAGCGGAAAGCCUUCCCAGAGGAGUGGAGGCUGUUAUAGCAGCAAAGGGGGGGGACCAACAAUAUAUUAAUGCCCAUGAUUUUGGAAUGAGAUGUUCGACGAGCAGAUGUCCACAUACCUUUGGUCAUGUAGUGUAUGUCCUUCCCGGUUUGGUUCCAUUUGGUUCUGUUUUGGUUCCUAGUGAAUACACCCCUGAUCUGGGAUCAGGUCUUCCCCUUUCUCCAUGUAAUCUUAUUCAUUAUGAUCUAAAAGGCUAAACUGGUCCUAGAUCAGCCCUCCUGCUCUGAGAGACUUGGUGAAUGUCUCUCUGAUUUUUUUGUCUCUUCCUACAGGUUGAAGGGGCAGUAACCAGAGGCUACAGCCGCUGGCUCCAGGACCUCCCCUCCCUGCCGGAGUACAAGGCAGCGCUCCAGAGAGAGCGGGAGAACUGGGAGAGUGAACAGGAGAAACAUGUUCAACAACAGGUACAGCUGUGUGUCACUGUGUUCGUGUCUGAAUCAGUCUGUGAUGUUGCUUUUAUAUUGGGGACCACCACUCAUCUUUUUGGCAAAGUUUCUACAGUAUUUAACAUCUAAACGAUGAAUGAAUUGAAAGAUUAGCGGUGAAAUGGUCCUUUUUAACUAACUUCAUCCCAGUAGUCGGAUGGUAACAAAACGUAGCACUUCUUCUGCUUCACUCCAAAGCACCUUGUAGUUGUAGUUUCUCUCUGCUUGUGUCAGGUGUCCCUAGCCCUGAGGGCAGCAGAGGAGAGGUGGCAGGAGGAGAGGCUGAGGAGUUCAGAGGAGGAGGAGCAGGGAGGAGCAGGAGGAGACCAGAGGGUUGAGGAGCUCCAAGAAGAGGUGCAGCGUUGGAGGCAGCUGGAGGAGGACCUGAAGACGGAGGUGGAGGAGGUGGCACAUCUGCAGAGCCAGGUGGAUGAUCUGCAAAGCCAGCUAGGCCGUGAGAGGGAGGAUAAGGCUGCCCUGCUGGAGGCCGAGCUACUUGCAGCCAGAGCCUCCUGGAGCAGAGACAAACAGCAGGAGAUCUCCUCCCUGCAGAUCUUCCAGGAGGAGCAGCUGAAACAGGCGCAGAAGGAGGCGCGGAAGGAGGCCAAUGGGGAGCUGGAGCGCCAGAGGAAGGAGCUCCUCUUGCAGAAGGAGGCUGAGCUGCAGCAGGCUCUGAGGGACCGAGAGGAGGACUGGAAGAGCCAGGAGGAGAGGAGGGGCCAGGUGGAGAGGAGGCAGGGCAGAGAGGAGGCACGGGAGGAGGUGCUCCAGGAGCUUAAGGCUGGGCUGAAGGAGGUGCAGGCUGUGCUCCUCAGAGGAGGAGCCCACAAAGAGAAGGAAAACAAAGGAGAGGUGGAGGGGAGGAGGAGAGCCAGCGGGAGCGUCGGAGAACUCCUCAUGUCUACCUGUAAAGACCUUCUCCUUAAAGCUGUAGCCCAGGCAAAGAAGGAGUGGAAGAAGGUGGCGCUCUCUCUCUCUCUGUCUCUCUCUCUCUCUCUCUCUCUGUCUCUCUCUCUGUCUCUCUGUCUCUCUCUCUCUCUGUCUCUGUCUCUGUCUCUCUCUCUCUGUGUCUCACACACUCACACACACACACACACACAUAUAUAUAUAUAUAUUCUACCGUCAGUGUGAUAACUAGUAUCAUUAGACUUUAGAGCUGUGACCUGGAAGCAGGGCUACCACUGUGUUAAGAUACUGUAUUGUGUAAGACAUUGAUAGUUGAAUCUGACUAAUACUUAUUUCAUGUUGUUCUCCAGAUCAGUGAGGAGAGGCUUGGCCGGGUGCUGAAGGAAACUCAAGAGCGCCAUGAGAAAGAACUCAACCAGAUUCAUAGUAUGUUUCUUCUCAAGUCUUCUCUAUUCACUGUGAAUGGAAUAAUAUGGCACUUAGCAGACCCUGUUAUCCACAGAAACCUACAGUACAAUGAGUGUGUAUGUGAUCUCAGCGGGAAUUGAACCCCCCAAUUUUGAAGAAUACAUAAAAUGCCUGAAGUGAGAGCAAAAACCUUUUUUAAGUAGGAUUUCAUAUGAUGUGUUGUUCUUCCGCCUACUCAGGCUCCACUGCUCAGACGAGAGAAGAGGGUGGUUGUGGGAAGCGGUGUGCUGAGACCGUGACCAAGCUGCAGAAGCAGAGUCAGGACCUCCAGAGGCAUCUAGAGAAGGCCUGCAGACAGCUACAGACGACCGUCAAGGACCACAAGGCCUCCAUGCAGUUCCUCAAAGGUAAACUCCCUGUUGAAUCCCAAAUCAACCCCAUGGCUCCUAUUCCUUAGGCCAGUGGUUCUUCAUCCUGGACCUGGGGACUCAAAGGAGUGCACUUUUUUUUUUUUUUUUUUUUUUUUUUUGCCCAUAGCGCUACAGAGCUGAUUUCAAAUGAGCAACUCAUCAUCAAGGUUUGAUUAUUUGAAUCAGCUCUGUAGGGUUAUGGGCAAAAAAAACCAAAAGGUGCACCCCUAGGGGGGGGCCCAAGGACCACGUUUUGGAAACACUGCCAUAGGUACUUAGUAGACGUCUACAGAUCUAACAGGACUCGAUAGGGAUACACUGUUUGGAAAAUCUUUCACCUAGCCUGUCAAAGGGAAAAGGAGAAAUAUGACUAUACUGCUUACAUUAUUUAGAUCUGAAAGAAUUGGUUCGACGUGCCCAGGUUGUAGGGGCUAGGGGUAAACUACUUGACUGGUCAUGACGGUCAUUCUGACCAUUUUUGAUAUUUCAAUUGUGUAAAUAUUCCAUAAUAAAUUGCUAAAUGAAUGCAUUUAUUACGUUAAAAUAGGUUAUAAGAAACCUGUAAUCAGUCAGAAAAUGUAUUGAUUGAUCCAGAAGCGCAUAGACUGUAAUUAUUCAAAUAAGACGGUAGGGUAUUUUCUGUCUGUAAGACAACAGUUGCCUGCCCAGCUGGUCCGUCCUAAACUAAUAUUCAAACUAAUACAAAUAGUUGUGGUCUAAAGACAACAUUAAACUGACAAUAGUGUGAUGGGAGACAAUAUUAUCAAAUCGAGAAGGAAGAGACUGAUGACCAGCGCAGCGUGCGUUGACGAAGAUGGGAACUGAGCUAAGCAAAUAGCACUUCUUCCAUAUCAUCCCACAGAGGUCCAUGCAGGCCAGAUGUUCUGAUCGCUAUACCCUGAAAAUCGGAAUAUCUGAAAGAGCAGAUUCCAAAGUUUAUAAUUAACCUAUUAUUUUUUUUUGCCAAACAACUCUACAAAUUGCUUGGAUGGUCUCUGUCAAAUAUCUCAUUGCUAAAAUACCCGAGGCGCCACACACACGUUCCUCGUGUGAGCACUGGCGACAAUCGACGUUAGCCAUUUGGAGAAAAAAAUAUCCUUUCUAUUUUCUUCUGUUAUAUUCCAUUAUAGUCUUACUUUUUAUGACCUUCCUAAACAAAAUAUUAAUGGAUUUCUAUGUGAUUGUGUAUAUUAAAUUGAUUUAUUAGACUGGCGGCUAUUGGUACUCGUCAAGGCCCGGGCUAUUCUACUGUUAAAUAUGCAUACAGUCAUUCUUACCGUCAUGGCACUUUGAGGAGGAAAUGCUCAAUUUUUUUUGUAUUUUAUGAUAUUUAACUAAAAGUACUGCUAGAGUGUAAAAUAUACAUAUUUAGAAAAAGUCAGGGACGGGUGGGUUCAAGGUUUUUAAUUUAAAUGAAGUUAUUGAAAUUACAAAAUUGAAGACGGUCAAAUUUGACCGUCUUGGCGGUUCUAGUGUUAAGGGUCACAAAAAGGAUUGCAUCAAGUGAUAAAUUGACCAUCUAUUGGCUGAGUGUGAGUCUAAUUCCGUGUCCUCCCUCGCCUCCUCCCCCCCCACCCCCCACCCCACCUCCCUCCCUCUAUUUGUAGAUGAGCAUGAGGUGACCCUACGGAAAGAGAAAGAGGACAACCUGCAGAAACUGGAGGAAUUGAAAAGAUCUGCAGCCAAAGAAUCCUCCGGGUACGUAAACAUGUCUUUUGACUCAUCCAUAUUGAAUAUCUCUAGUCGGAUGCGAAGUCACUGGUUACCAAAUUCAUGUUCUAAAUGAAUAAAUGUUCACUGCAGGAGUUCAGACAUGGAGCGGAGUCUCCAUGUUGGCCUUGAAGAGAUGAGGGAACAGUACAUGAAAGCUGUUGAGAAAAUCAGAGGUGAGAGAAAUAUACCAGGACUUUAGCUACAGGGCUGUAAGGAAACCCACCCCAGUUGAAGUGUGAAUGGUCUUCGAUGAUGGACAUGCUGCAGGCCUCUCCUCAUGUACCGUGGUGUUUUGUUCUCCAGGUGACAUGCUGCAGGCCUCUCCUCAUGUACCGUGGUGUUUUGUUCUCCAGGUGACAUGCUGCAGGCCUCUCCUCAUGUACCGUGGUGUUUUGUUCUCCAGGGGACAUGCUGCAGGCCUCUCCUCAUGUACCGUGGUGUUUUGUUCUCCAGGGGACAUGCUGCAGGCCUCUCCUCAUGUACCGUGGUGUUUUGUUCUCCAGGUGACAUGCUGCAGGCCUCUCCUCAUGUACCGUGGUGUUUUGUUCUCCAGGGGACAUGCUGCAGGCCUCUCCUCAUGUUUUUCCAGGAGGCCUCUCCUCAUGAUGUUUUGUUCUCCAGGGGACAUGCUGCAGGCCUCUCCUCAUGUACCAUGAUGUUUUUGUUGUCCAGGGGACAUGCUGCAGGCCUCUCCUCAUGUACCAUGAUGUUUGUUGUCCAGGGGACAUGCUGCAGGCUGCUCCUCAUGUGCCAUGGUGUUUUGUUCUCCAGGGGACAUGCUGCAGGCCUCUCCUCAUGUACCAUGAUGUUUUGUUCUCCAGGGGACAUGCUGCAGGCCUCUCCUCAUGUACCAUGAUGUUUUGUUGUCCAGGGGACAUGCUGCAGGCCUCUCCUCAUGUACCAUGAUGUUUUGUUGUCCAGGGGACAUGCUGCAGGCCUCUCCUCAUGUACCAUGAUGUUUUGUUCUCCAGGGGACAUGCUGCAGGCCUCUCCUCAUGUACCAUGAUGUUUUGUUGUCCAGGGGACAUGCUGCAGGCCUCUCCUCAUGUGCCAUGGUGUUUGUUUCCAGGGGACAUGCUGCAGGCCUCUCCUCAUGUACCCAUGGUGUUUUGUUCUCCAGGGGACAUGCUGCAGGCCUCUCCUCAUGUGCCAUGGUGUUUUGUUCUCCAGGGGACAUGCUCCAGGCCUCUCCUCAUGUGCCAUGGUGUUUUGUUCUCCAGGGGACAUGCUGCAGGCCUCUCCUCAUGUCCCGUGGUGUUUUGUUCUCCAGGGGACAUGCUGCAGGCCUCUCCUCAUGUCCCGUGGUGUUUUGUUCUCCAGGGGACAUGCUGCAGGCCUCUCCUCAUGUCCCGUGGUGUUUUGUUCUCCAGGGGACAUGCUCCAGGCCUCUCCUCAUGUGCCAUGGUGUUUUGUUCUCCAGGGGACAUGCUGCAGGCCUCUCCUCAUGUCCCGUGGUGUUUUGUUCUCCAGGGGACAUGCUGCAGGCCUCUCCUCAUGUCCCGUGGUGUUUUGUUCUCCAGGGGACAUGCUCCAGGCCUCUCCUCAUGUCCCGUGGUGUUUUGUUCUCCAGGGGACAUGCUGCGCUAUCUCCAGCAGAGUAAGGAGCGAGCGGCAGAGAUGAUCCGUGUCGAGGUGCUGAGAGAGAGACAGGACACAGCCAGGAAGAUGAGACGCUACUACCUCGCCUGUCUACAGGAACUGCUAGAGGACGGGGGGCAGGCCACAGGGUAUGCUGUUACAGGAAGGCCAAUGCCCCGUCCAAAAGCAACCCCUAGUCCAUAGACACCUGGUUUAUAUGGCAGCUCCGCCUUGACGUCUGAUAGGCUGGUUUAUGUAAUAUGGCAGCUCCGCCUUGACGUCUGAUAGGCUGUGUGUAUUUCAUCCGAUAUUGCAUACACCCGUCCAAUCCUCUCAGAUCUCUACCAGCGCCCGGCGGGUAGCGGCUAGGGGUUGAUUUGGGAUUGAGGCUUUCAGUAAGGCUAAUGUAUCCUUCCUUCCCCUUCAGGGCUGAGAAGAAAAUCCUUAACGCUGCCAGUAAGCUGGCUGCUAUGGCCAAGGUGUUGGAGACCCCUACCAAGAGGAAAAGGGGAAAGAGCCACAGCUUCCUGGGUAAGACAUGUUGAUUUAAUACAAGAUAAGGGGAAAGAGCCACAGCUUCCUGGGUAAGACAUGUUGAUUUAAUACAAGAUAAGGGGAAAGAGCCACAGCUUCCUGGGUAAGACAUGUUGAUUUAAUACAAGAUAAGGGGAAAGAGCCACAGCUUCCUGGGUAAGACAUGUUGAUUUAAUACAAGAUAAGGGGAAAGAGCCACAGCUUCCUGGGUAAGACAUGUUGAUUUAAUACAAGAUGAGAACAAAUGGGGUACAGGGUCAUCAAAUGGAAUCGUCCUUCUAGGACGUUUUUCACCGCCUUCUGUCUCUGCUUGAUGUUUGGGGUCUGGGGUGGCUUACUGGAAAGGACUUUGUGACAACUGUUGAUCAAAAAAAACAAGGGCUUUUAAAAAUUAAUCUGAUUGUUCCAAAUUAUCUCUUGUAUCAACAGGCUCGUCAUCAAAGUCAGAGGCAGCUACUGACAACCAUCCAGGUAACGCUUCAGGCUCUACCUCUAGUAAAACCCAAUCUCCAGCUAGCCACCUCCCUGAGACCACCAGGUCCAGUGGAGGUGAGGGGAGGACCCUGAAGACCGAGAUGUACUCUGACCCGGACUCCAACACCUCCUCAGCUGCAGUCAAGACCACCUGGACUACUAGGCCCGUGAGUAAACCCACCCACCAGGACCCCCUGACCAAUGGAAAGGAGAAAGGAGCCCCUGCAAACACGGCAGGGAAACCCCAUGUCUCUUCAGGACUCUUCCUCUCACUUCCUCCUCACAAAACCUCUCAUCAAAUUGGUCAAACCUCCCCUGACUGUUACCAUGGUGAUUUUACUAACAUUACUCUGAGGACCCAGACCAGCAGGGAGCUGUACCUGCAGGGGGCGGAGUCGGGGAGAUCAGACGAUGACAACUUCCUGUGUCACCGUAGUAACACUAAACCCUUCCUGGUCCAGGAGGAGCUUCCCGUUAGAGACGAAGGAGGAUCGAGCGAUUGGAGUUUGUCCAGUAAUGGGUCCCAAGAUGGCCGCCACGUCCUCGCAGUUUCCUCUUACCCGGGCAGAAAAAUGGAAACUGUGAAACCGUUCUCUUUGCGUGGACCUUCUUCAGCUGAUGACCUGGGUGAUUUCGGUCGCCUCACCACUGACAACUCUGACAUGACGGUUUACAAAGAGAUUGUCAAUGUUCAGUCUUGCGCCAAAGCCUCGACUUUCCCCAGUGUCCCGCCUCCGACCAAAGCUGUGACUCGGUCUGUCCCCAGUGUGAAGACCGGUAGUGGUAGAUCCAGUCACAGAGAGCCUGUCCCUGACUCUGAGGGGGACCGGAAGAAUCAGAACCGGUUCCAGAACAGACGGUGUUCUAAGAGUCAGUUCUCUGAGCUGAAGCGGAGUCAACAGCAGGACAAUAGUUUUGACGGUCCAUUCUCUCAUCAGAAAUAA
Molecule: messenger RNA, 37792 nt
Organism: Coregonus sp. 'balchen'
Lineage: Eukaryota; Metazoa; Chordata; Actinopteri; Salmoniformes; Salmonidae
Source: the annotation of a GenBank genome assembly